Molecule: messenger RNA, 3585 nt
Organism: Blastomyces dermatitidis ER-3
Lineage: Eukaryota; Fungi; Ascomycota; Eurotiomycetes; Onygenales; Ajellomycetaceae
Exons: 2
Coding region: 1727-2728 (333 amino acids)
Source: RefSeq, a predicted model, not a curated record
GACAAAUUUGCCCGACUCAAGUGGUCCUGCAACGUUGAAAUGAUACCAUAUCUCGUUGAGCGCACCGUUCCGACACCUAACUACCACAUUGUGGCCAUGUGCCUUUUUUAAUGCAUACUCAACAGCAUCAAGGUCGUAAGUUUGUGUAUCUGAUGGCACGAUCCCAGCGACGGAAAGAAUCUAGGUGGAUGUGCUUAACAGUGUCAGCCACGGUUCGCAUCCUUAAACCCAUCCGCCACGUCCCCCCUCAAUAUAGAUGUAUACAUAUAUGUAUGCAUAUAUGUAUACAUCUAAACAUUUAUUUGAGCUUACGCACCUCAUAAGAAGGCAAUCCGAGAAACAAAUCAACUGUUUUCUGAAAGUAAGUCACGACCUCCUGCUGGGGAACGUAAUUCGGGUAACAUCGAGGUUCCAGAGUACUAAUGCAAGUCCCGUGUUUAUUCCACUCAUGUUCCCAUAGGUCCUCAUCAUCACCGCGAAAAUCCUUCCAGUGCAUCCUCAUCAAGUCCAAUAGCUCCAGCUGACCACUUUCCUCUAUAAUGGAGGAUAUAUUCUGAAAGCGGCGAUUGGAGUCGCAGUAUUGAUCGUAGCUCCCAUCGCAAUGGUCAGGCCUGGGAGAGGAUGGCAAGAAUCUUAGAUCCGACAUCCCUUCAUAUAAAUGAGGAAGAUACGGGAUGCUCACCAUAACCCAUGGAUUGUCCAGCCUUCCUCCGGCCCCGUGGGUGGAUCGGCAUCCCAGAACUGCGUCUGUAAAAGUUGCCCACCCGGAUAAUUGAAGCAACACCUAUCCUGCGAAUUGAACUCAACUUUGCAGCUCAGCUGCGGACUUGGACAAGAAAAGAAUUCAGCCACUUCUGACUCUUGCUGAACGGGCUGGUUAUUCCAGAGUGGAAUUUGGGAUGUUCCUAGUGACGCAAAACGCAAGACUGAUUUUGGAGAGGGAAGUUUGAGUUUCAGCGGUCUUGCCACCGCGAUGAAUGCUUCCCGCAACGUCUCUUUCGUCAUCAUGUUGAUGACUGCGAAUACCCUAUGCGCGAUAGGGAGGUGAUGGGAAUUAUGCGGAUAUGAUGAGCUUGUUCUGAGGUUGAGGUUGCCCAAGGUCAGCAGCGCAGCCACUAAGCUCCCUAAGCCGCCUGUAUCGGCAAACCCAGGGACUUCCAUUGGCACGAGCUCAACAGCCAAUCAACAUCUGAUCACAUUCCAACACUUGCAUGAAAGAAGAGCCUAUCUUCACACACAAACUGACAGAGUAACGUUGUUUAUGGUUGCCAGGAUGCACAUCUUGCACUUAGGCCAUGAUACCAUCUGCCCCUGACCCAUUGCCGGGGAUUUGUCUGUGGCGCCCGCUGUUAAACAGGAGUACGUACCGAACAAGGUUUCCAAUAUAUUGGCUAACUUGCCGCGCAUUAGCGACACAAACGCAUCCCUAGCCGAGGCGACCCACAGACAAUGCCGGAACAUGACCGGUAAAGCUAAGGAGCUUUGUAUAACAACCAUGGGCCUGAUAGCGGACUUUUACCGAGUCUAAUACUCAUGUGCUUCCGAUAACCGCCUAGCUUGCGAUUUGGAAUAUUAUAAAUCUCGCCUCGCAACUGGAUUUCAAAUUACUCACUUGAAUUUACUGGAUAUAUCAAACAAAAGCAAACAGGCUUCUCGUAGGUGCUCUUGGAGAAAUCUACAACGCUCACAAAGCGUUUACGAGAAUUUACAAUAAGAGCGUUUCAAGAUGACUGCCCCUGCCCAUACCCAAGAAUUCGAGGAUGCGAUCAAGAUUACGCCCUUAUCCUCGCAUACCUACUCGGCGGAUUUGGUUACGCAGUGGUCUGUUGGGAGCGCUCCUAAUGGAGGGUAUCUAACUGCGAUUCUCUACCGGCUUGCAACAACCCACUUCCAAAACACACAUCCAACCCGACACUCCUCCCAGCCGAUGCCAAUCAGUAUGCAAUUGACCUUCAUCCGGCGGUCAGCUAUAGGAUCUGCUUUAUUGGCAGUGCGCGAUGUGAAACUGGGGUUAAGGACGUCAGCAAUCCAAGUUACGUUGAGUCAGCUGAGCUCGUCAAACUCGCCUGAGAAAUAUAUUGAGAAGGUGACUGGAUACAUCACAAUCUCUGAUCCAAUAUCAGAAGUAGGUGUAUCCACCCCUUGUAGCUGGACGCUAUAUCCCCCGCCCCCAGACUCCAAGCCACCGCAACUUCGUGAUGGACAUCCUGUUCCAAACAGUCCUUGGAAGAAAACGAUAAUGAGAGACCCAGACUUUCGACGAGCAACGAACAACUCAGAAUUCUGGGAACCGGUAGAUCCCCGACUAGAUGAACGACGAGGGAUUGUAGAUCAAUGGGGUAGGCUGCGACCUCUUGGACCGAAAGGUGGAUUAGGAAGGUGGACCAACGAAGCCGUUGCAUACUUGGUCGAUAUUUUCCCUGUGGUUUUGGAAAAUUUAGAAUAUGCUACUGCAAAGGAGAUGGGAAGCCCGCCGCCGUACUGGUUUCCCACUAUUGCAUUGAAUAUAGAUUUCAAGAAACCUCUUCCCAAGGGUGGAGUGGAGUGGCUUUACAGCCGAAUCGCGACAAAAUCCGUUCGCAAUGGAAGGACAGACAUUGAGGUGAUAGUGCUGGAUGAGGCGGGUGAGAUAGUUGCUCUUGCGACACAGUUAGGGCUGGUGCUGGGAUCAAGUCGCAACACCGGUGAGAAACAAGGCGCCGGACAGCGAAAGAAUUCAAAUCUUUGAGUAAGACUAGCGCUCCCCUCACGCUGGGAUUUUGCAUAGAGGUAGAAAUAUACAAGUAAUGUGUUCGUUCCACCGCCAUAGUCAUCCACUGCCCCACAGAUCCCCAACUGGUCACCUCCAUUCCGUUAUAUCCAAAAGAAAAGUGAAUGAGAUGCAAAAAUGUGGAGUGGUAUCAUUGAAACAAAGGAGAUCUCCAUCCAUAAAACGCCUACCAUGCAAAAUUGAGCUAAAACUUUGCUACCCCUUACAAUUCACCGGCUAGUUUGUUCCGUCAGCUCCAUAGUUUCGAGCUCAUGCUGCCUUUUUUCUUUCCAUAGUCUCAGAACUUCAAAUCCCACUUCAACAGCAAUGAGCGCAAUGAUAAUCCACUCAAGUCGUAAACCGUGAGUUUCACUUAGCCGUUCGCGGAGGACGCUUGCAAUCUCUUGCGCGUAAUCCAUCUUUUCAUUAAGUACUCUAAUUCGGAUCCCUACGUCCAGGGCUCUUCCAACCUGGUCAUAGUAUCCCUCCAGACCAAGUUCGUGGCGACUAUCCCAGAAAAUAUCUGGCAGUGAGUCUGUGAGCUCAGAGUAUAGGUUCAACUGGGCCCUCACGCUAAGGAGCUGUCCAGUUUUCUGCAGUACGAAACGCCGGGUAAAUGGUAGGCGAGUACCUUUAGAAAGGAGGGUUGGGAUGUUGCGGGUUGAUUCAAAGUAAUUCGAAAGGAGCGUUUCUAGAACAGCCAACUUGGUGCUCCGUGCAAGCCCAGAUGAAAAGGCAAUUUUAGUUAAAACAUUAUCCACACCUUCCUUGCCUUCAGCCCGCAAAUCACGGUUAUCUGGGCUAAUUUUUGUGCCGAGAGUUAUCGUAUCGCCCUU